Molecule: messenger RNA, 516 nt
Organism: Cannabis sativa
Lineage: Eukaryota; Viridiplantae; Streptophyta; Magnoliopsida; Rosales; Cannabaceae
Exons: 1
Coding region: 1-516 (171 amino acids)
Source: RefSeq, a predicted model, not a curated record
AUGGGAACUCUCUGGGGUAUUCGGUUUGGUAGGCGAGGUGUUAAUGUGUCUCACCUUUCAUUUGCAAAUGAUAGUUUGAUUUUCUUUGAUGCUACUAGAGAGGACUGCCACCGAUUUCAGGAACUUUUGAGAAAAUAUACAGUUGCUUCGGAUCAAAUUAUAUAUUUUCAUAAAUUUGAGAUUUGCUUCGCAAGUUUGAUAGAAGAUGAUACCAAACAAAAGUUGGUUGACUUGAUAUGUGUUCAACUUGUUGCAAACCAUGGUAAGUACCUUGGCCUGCCCUCCUUUGUUGGUAGAAAUAAAAUGAAACUUUUUGAUGUCAUUAAAAAUAAGGUAUGGGCAAAACUACGAGGAUGGAAAAACUCCCUGUUUUCUGUGGUUGGGAAAGAGAUUCUUAUAAAGGCUAUCAUUCAAGCAAUUCCCACAUAUACGAUGAGUUGUUUUCGUAUGUCAAAGAGUACUAUUAGUAGUCUAAAAUGGGAACAAGGUUUUGGUGGGCUCUUCAAAGAAAAAUGA